AUGGUAUAAUUAAUUUUAAACGGGCGUGAUAUUGCUUUAUGUGUAAUAUGCAGAAUACCUGUUGAUAACAAAUCUGUUACCAAUGCGAGACUUUUCACUGAUCUAUCCCAUUCUCUUAACGAAUUAUUAUCAAGUUUUAAAUAUCUAGAUGCAUGGUCUUUUCAAAAUGAUGAAGUAAGAAAAUUACUUGAAGACAAGGAUCAUAGAACGAUCGAAGAAUUUUGUGCUACACAAGAACAAGAAUUCAAGGCAGAAACAUUGGUUGAUAAGAAUGAUAAACGCGAACAAUAAUAGUGGUAACAGUGAGUCAUACUUAUUGUUUAAUCUAGUUUAUUCUAGAAUAACAUUUUCGAAAAAAUUUAUUUUAUGA
Messenger RNA from Dracunculus medinensis (Guinea worm), 370 nucleotides. NCBI's taxonomy places the organism in Eukaryota, Metazoa, Nematoda, Chromadorea, Rhabditida, Dracunculidae. The record is from the annotation of a GenBank genome assembly.